AACUAGUACAAGCUAUGCGAGUACUCGUACCGCCGAUCUUUGGGUUCAGAUGAUAGUCACUCACCCGUCGUCGAUCGAAGAAAACGCGAGGCUUUUUCGAUUAUUGGAUGUUUCGACAUUUUGCUCAUUUCGAGUUCUAUCGCAGUCACAUCAAAAAUAUUUCGGACCAUGAGCACCACUGACGCCAACCCUAAGAUCAUUGACUUGAUCAAGCAAAAGGAAGAUGGUAGCAAACCUUUUGUUUCGAUCGAGUUUUUCCCACCACGAACGGAGACGGGUGUCAAGGUGCGCCAUUGCGUAUAGUUCCGUUUGAGGCUUUGCGAGAAUAUGCUGGUUGGUGGUCGGUGGUUGGUUUUACAGAAGUUCUUGAAACAGGGAUUUGAACUUUUGUCAUCGUAUCAUUUAAGAAAUCCUAAUCCUUUACUGUUUGGUCAUUGUUUUGAUUGUUUAGAACUUGUAUGCCCGUAUGGAGCGCAUGAAGGCCUCUAUCAAUCCACUCUUUAGCGAUGUCACGUGGGGAGCAGGUGGUUCGACGGCAGAAUUGACUCUUGACAUUGCAAACCAGCUCAAAAAGACUGGGCAUGUAGCCAAUAUGCACAUGACGUGCACAAACAUGGAAAAGGACGGGGACCCUAAGAAAGCCGUACACAGUGCCCUCCAAACCGCCAAAGACAGUGGCAUUAUGAAUAUUGUAGCUUUGCGCGGAGACCCCGCCCACGGACAAGAAGAAUGGACAGCGGCCGAUGGAGGGUUCACUUGUGCCCUGGAUCUUGUCGAGUACAUUAGAGAGAAUUUUGGAUCCGAGUUUGGCAUUAGCGUUGCGGGAUACCCGGAAGGUCACCCUAAUGCAAUCUCCCUCGUCGAAGACCCAUCUACCAUGACGGAGGCAGAGAAGGCGAGAAGUUCCACGGACGAUGAGGGCAAGGUAUACACCUGCAGAGACGAGGACUACAAAAAAGAAAUGGACUACUUGAAGAAGAAAAUUGACGCAGGAGGUGGUGAGUUUCUAUCUUUCGCAGACCUACAAAAAAGUUGAUGCCGUUUAGUUUUCUUGUAUGGUAUCUCAAAUCUCGUUCUCUCCCUGAAUCCCAUGCUUUGCUUUCGAAUAGAUUUUAUUAUUACGCAAAUGUUCUUUGAUACGAAGGUUUUCGGAUCGUUCGUCAAGGAUUGCCGAAAGUGGGGAAUCGAUUGUCCUAUCGUUCCCGGUCUCAUGUGCAUCAAUGCGUACGCCGGGUUUGUCAAAAUGACGAAAUUCUGCAAGACACGUGUUCCAACCGAGCUGAGAGCCAAGAUGGACAGUCUCAAGGACGACUCGGAUGCCAUCAAGGCCUUUGGUAUCGAAUUUGGAACCCAAAUGUGCCAGGAUUUGAUCGAAAUCGGAGUCGAUGUCUUGCACUUCUAUACUCUUAACUUGGAAAAGACUACGUAUGGCAUCCUUGAUGGACUCGGGUACAAUGUGACGGGAUCUGCCGAUGAUAGCGACGAGAAAACCAUGGUCGCUAAGGGCAGUGCGUGGGCUCGUGUCGGAGACAAGGUGAAGACGACCGAGGGCGUCGAGGGAACAGUCACGGCUAUCGAAAGUGAUGGUACCGCCACCAUUGAGUUCGAAGGGGAAUCUCCCACGGUAACUCUCAAGAAGGAAGACUACAGCAAAGUUUUCUAAAUUCACUCAUCGUUGGGCUUCGUAAACAUACGUGUUAGAGUGGACUCGUAGUAACGACUUUUUUCGUUGGUUAUGGAGACAAGUGCACCCUGUUCUACUAGAAUUCUACACACUACAACAGUAAUACGUAGUAAAAUUUUUGUCAUGCAAGAUAUCUUGAAAAAUAAUUUCCGUCACGUUGC
This is a messenger RNA of Pseudo-nitzschia multistriata, 1845 nucleotides long. NCBI's taxonomy places the organism in Eukaryota, Bacillariophyta, Bacillariophyceae, Bacillariales, Bacillariaceae. The record is from the annotation of a GenBank genome assembly.